Messenger RNA from Lytechinus variegatus (green sea urchin), 2204 nucleotides. Its product is annotated as eukaryotic translation initiation factor 3 subunit M-like. The transcript is spliced from 10 exons. Gene Ontology annotation, molecular function: translation initiation factor activity. The coding region runs from base 91 to 1227 and encodes 378 amino acids. Gene Ontology annotation, biological process: cytoplasmic translational initiation. The record is from RefSeq and is a predicted model, not a curated record. Lineage: Eukaryota; Metazoa; Echinodermata; Echinoidea; Temnopleuroida; Toxopneustidae. Gene Ontology annotation, cellular component: cytoplasm; eukaryotic translation initiation factor 3 complex.
GACAUACCUGAGAUCUCAUUUUAUUUCUACCCGCGUGCUGCGUGUGUUAAUUUUCCUUGAGACAUACGGGAGAAAAGAAGUCACAAAAUCAUGAGUUUACCGGCUUUUAUCAAUAUUCCUGAGGCAGAACAAGCUGGGGAGCUGAGGUCAUUUCUGAAAGAAAAGGGAGCGGACAUCUCAGAGACGAUGAGCGAGGAAGGACUAGAAUUAGACCUGGAAUCAAUCAUAGAUAAUGUAGGAGUCGUCUGGAAACUACCUGACGUGAAUGAAAUUGAAGGUGUUUUCAACAGUAUCCUGUCUCUUCUAAUCUACUUCCCGCCAGAAACGAUGGAAAAACUCGUCCCAAAACUUAGUGAACACAUCACCAAAUCAGGCACAGCUGAACAGUCGUACAUAAGAAUUAAAAUUUUGAAUAGUUUAUUCCAUGGUGUAGGAGAGACAAAUCCCCUUGCCUACCAUGUUUACUGUGGUAUGUUAAGAGUUGCUGCUAAAUAUGAAAACAUUGACCAAGUCGUCACAGAUCUCGACAAGGUUAAGAAGUGGACGGUUCAAUGGGAAUUGAAUCGAGAUAGAAUCAACAAUGUCUACAGAUUGCUGUAUGAAGGACUCAAAGAAAGCAAACAGAGUGAUGAAGCCAGUAUUGUAAUGGUUGAGCUUUUAGGCACCUACACAGAAGAUAAUGCCUCACAGGCUCGUGAUGAGGCUAACCGAUGUAUCGUCAACGCCAUCGCUGACCCUCAGGUCUACCUCUUUGACCACCUCCUCACCCUCAGACCGGUCAAGUUCUUGGAGGGAGAGAGGAUUCAUGAUCUCUUGACAAUAUUUGUGUCUGGGAGGUUAGAUGAUUACAUGAACUUCUUCAAUUCAAACCAGGAUUUCAUCAAAGGAUUAGGUCUCUCCCAUGAUGCAAUGAUAAAGAAGAUGAGGAUAUUGACCUUUAUGGGAAUGGCAGUCGACGUGAAAGAGAUCAGCUUUGAUACACUUCAGCAAGAACUCAAGAUGUCAGAAGAUGACGUUGAGGGAUUCGUAAUUGAUGUUGUAAAAUCCAAGAUGGCAAAGGCAAAGAUUGAUCAGCUCCAGAACAAAGUCAAUGUCAGCUUUGUGACGCAUCGGACGUUUGGUCGUCAGCAAUGGCAGCAACUUCGAGAGCAUCUGGUCAACUGGCAAAACAACCUCUCCCAAGUAGAAGGCAGACUUGAUAGUCUACAGCAGCAAAUGAUGACUUAGUGAUACCCACCCUGCCCCUACCCAGUCUCCAUUCCCCAGGAUAUUCUCAAACUUUAUGCAAAGUUUUGGUAAAAAGAAGUGAAACUAGUGAUAGCACCCCAUCCUCCUUCCAAUCAUCAUUCUCUAUGUCCUCCAAAGUUCAUGAAAGGUUUUGAUAACAAGAAGAAAGAUGUGCAUCUGAGGCUCCAACAAUCGAUGAUUGCUUAGUGAUACCUACCCCCACCCCAGGCCAGAACUAUAUUCCCAAGAAUGUUAUGUUAAAAACAGAAAUUGAAAAUCAUGCUUUACUCGGCUCCUGCUUGAUUGAGUGACUUCUGUUAUAUUAAGAAUAAGGAUGAUAAUAUAAUGUAUCUCUAUAGUGCAAAAUCCACCUUAGUAGGUGCUCAGAUACUCCUUUAUUACCUUAGCUAAGCUACACUACAGAUUCUGGUGCUCACAACCUGUUACGGAGUUAAGCUACAGUUACAAACACCUUUACCAUCGCUGUACGACCGAUGUUUAUACAUAGCAAAAGUGGUAUGAAAUAGUUUGUACGUCGUUAGUAAAAGUAUUUUUGACCGUUAUAUUACUUCCUGCUAGUACUCAUUUACCUCACCUGGGUUGAGUGCAGCAUAUUGUGGACCAAUUUCUCGCUGAUUUUAUUUAACUUUUGAAUCCCAGAAAGACAAAGUUCCUAAAUUUAUUUAUUUGGACUUCAGCAGUCCUCUCAUCUUUAUAAUUUGUUUAUUAUAUUAAUGUCGUGUAUGUUGAGACAUUAAAUAACUUAGAAUUUUAUAAAACAUAUCAUGAUCAAUGAUAUUGAUGAACCUUAAUUUUCUGGAGUAAAGAGAUCUCAGCAAAUAUGUAAUGCACAAACGUUCAUGUCAUCAAAUGUGAAACAUUGAAAAAAUAAAUCAACGGUGGAUAUUGAAUAAUAUAGGGGGUAUUUAUAUUGCGCACAUAUCCACCUUGUUAGGUGCUCAAGACGCUCCUAUAUU